GAAAGGUUGGACGGAGUUUAUACGCCGUUAUAUUUUAAACCAAUCAAAUAACAGAAUCGAAUAAUCGGCGGGAUUUCCGGAUUUAUGUAAACAGAGGUCUUCUGCAAAUUCUGAAAAUUUAAGGACUGAAAAAAAAACCUAGUAUGGCACAGAUGCAGGCUCAAAGGUCAAAUCAGGUCCAGGAAGCUGAUGAAGAAACAUUUGGUCCAUUACUACUCUCAAGAUUAGAGGCACAUGGAAUCAGUGCUACAGAUGUUAAGAAGAUGGAAGAAGCUGGUUUCUAUACUGUUGAGUCAGUAGCUUAUGCACCUAAGAAAAAUUUAUUGGCUAUUAAAGGCAUCAGUGAAGCUAAAGCAGACAAAGUGCUGGCUGAAGCAGCUAAACUUGUUCCAAUGGGUUUCACAACAGCCACAGAAUUCCACCAGAAAAGAUCAGAGAUUAUCCAAGUAACAUCUGGGUCUAAAGAACUAGACAAAUUAUUACAAGGUGGUAUUGAGACGGGUUCUAUAACUGAGAUAUUUGGUGAAUUCAGAACAGGAAAAACACAACUUUGUCAUACUCUUGCAGUAACAUGUCAGUUACCUAUAGAUAUGGGUGGUGGUGAAGGAAAAUGUUUAUAUGUAGACACAGAAGGUACAUUCAGACCAGAGAGACUGCUAGCUGUUGCAGAAAGGUAUGGGUUAUCUGGUAGUGAUGUGUUGGAUAAUGUAGCUUAUGCCAGGGCUUACAACAGUGACCAUCAGUCACAACUUCUUAUACAAGCAGCUGCUAUGAUGGCCGAAUCAAGGUAUGCAUUGCUAAUUGUUGAUAGUGCCACAGCUCUGUACAGAACAGAUUAUUCAGGGAGAGGGGAACUCUCUGCCAGACAAAUGCAUCUUGCCAGAUUUCUCCGGAUGUUGCUCCGAUUAGCAGAUGAGUUUGGUGUGGCUGUGGUAAUAACAAAUCAAGUUGUAGCACAAGUUGAUGGUGCUGCAAUGUUUUCCGCAGAUCCUAAGAAACCAAUUGGAGGAAAUAUAAUAGCCCAUGCUUCCACAACCAGAUUGUAUCUUCGAAAGGGGAGAGGAGAGACAAGAAUAUGUAAAAUUUAUGACUCACCGUGUUUACCUGAAGCCGAGGCAAUGUUCGCAAUAAACGCUGACGGCAUAGGGGACGCCAAAGAUUGAUAGCGACUAGAGCAUUAUGGGAAUAUGAAGACUGAAAUUGUGAAGAUAUCUGCCGCAAUAUUGACCCAGGUGAUUCAAGGAAAUCAUGUAUGUGUCAUGAGAAAGCAAGAACGCUUCAAAAAACUUUUCAAUGGGAAAGAUAUUAUACAAUACCUGUGAAGACAACACUUACCAUUCAUUUGAAAUGAUUUCUUUUUAUUUCAAUUAUUUAUUUGUACUUCUUUGUACUGCUGCAUAGUGGAUAUGAUAUGUAUAAUUGACAUGCAGAAAUACUUUGUAUUGUAGAAUUACAAUGUACAUAUACGUGUAGCAAAGAUAUAUGUGCUAGCUGCUGCCAUGUGCCUGAACCCAUAAGUAUAUGCCUUGCUUUGAAACUGAAUAUGUUAAUGAGAUGGUCACAGAAUUCUAUAAUUGAAAAGCCAACAAGAUAAAAAAAAAAAGAGCCUGGUUUACUUCACUCACUUUAAUCAUAAGUCAAUUAUUUUUGCUAUGGUCACAAGCUUGCCAAGGUUUCAAGUUAUUCUAUGUAAGAAAUUAUAGAAUCUCCACAUGUGAAUAAUGUGUGAAUGAUUACUAAAUACAAGAGUGGGUGCAUUGAAAAUAAGUAGGGAAACAAAUUUAGCUUGAUCAUGGGUACAUCAGCAUUUAUUUGUUGAUAUGUUAGAAUGGAAAUAAUAUAUCCCAGACUUCACCCUCGUGAUAUAAUUCGAUUAUUCCUCGCAUUUUAUUUCGCAAUAGAAUCACUGUUGGGGAUAUAUUAUUUCUUACAAUUUUAUCAAUAUAGGGUUAACAAACUGAUUUGUAUUUUCUUUUGCAAUAAAUUUUUUUAUAUUCACAAAGAAUAAUAGCAUGAAAGUAUUUUGUUGAUUUAUAUCAUAGUUAGUUUUUAUUUUAUUAUCUUAACUGUUGUAAAUGUUGCAUAUAUGUGUAUUUACAUACUACUGUACGGGCAUGUUUGAAAAAUAACAGACUAGAAUCAUUCUGGUUAUAAAUUCUUAAAGCUAUGUGGUUGCUUAAAUUAUUAAAAGAUAUUUUAAAAUUACUUGGUAAGUCUGAAGUUUUUCUGUUGAGAUUGCAUUUCAUAAGUCUGCCAUCCUUUUCUGUCUGUUAUCAGUUUGACUCCCUGUAAAAUUAACAGGGAAGGACUGAAUAUAAGAAGAAUUUUUAUUGGACAUUUUAAAAUUACAAACUGAAAUUGGUGAAUCUCAUUGGUCAUUCUGAAAUCAAAUAUAAAGUACAGUUCUUACCAUUCUAAAAUAAGAUAUAAAGGAUAAUUCUUACAAUUCUAAAACAAAAGUUUAUGAAUAUCUCUAAGAUUAAAUAUAAGGGAUGGUUUUGCCGAUAUAAAAUAAAAAGUAAAGGAUAGUUCAAAAUAGCAUGUACAGGAAUGAGGAUAGUUCUUGAACUUUAAGGUAAAUUUGUAAAUGAUUACAAAGUUUGUAAAGUCAAACGUAAAAGAAGUAAAACGGACAUCUUAAAUAGAAAUUUUCCUACUUUGAAAAAUCAUCAAUAUCAAUAUGCUAUAAUUUAAUUUCAAUGUUUACAAAAUGGGUAUUUUCUUAUCUUCAGAAAAUAAUUAUUAUGGUAUGUUAUUGUUAUGCAAACAUUGCUAACAAUUCUUUUUGUAUUGAAAACUUAAAAAUAGCAUAAUGUUGCCUGUUAAUCAGUUUUACUUCGGCUUUAAAGAUACUUCUGGUUUCCAUUAUUCACACAUGUAUUCUAUUUUUCUUAGCAUCUUUUUUAUGGCCUAAUAUAACAGCUGGUU
Messenger RNA from Ruditapes philippinarum (Manila clam), 2928 nucleotides. Its product is annotated as DNA repair protein RAD51 homolog 1. The transcript is spliced from 10 exons. Gene Ontology annotation, cellular component: condensed nuclear chromosome. The record is from RefSeq and is a predicted model, not a curated record. Lineage: Eukaryota; Metazoa; Mollusca; Bivalvia; Venerida; Veneridae. Gene Ontology annotation, biological process: reciprocal meiotic recombination; double-strand break repair via homologous recombination; DNA recombinase assembly. The coding region runs from base 144 to 1163 and encodes 339 amino acids. Gene Ontology annotation, molecular function: double-stranded DNA binding; ATP binding; single-stranded DNA binding.